Molecule: messenger RNA, 1011 nt
Organism: Penicillium antarcticum
Lineage: Eukaryota; Fungi; Ascomycota; Eurotiomycetes; Eurotiales; Aspergillaceae
Exons: 3
Coding region: 1-1011 (336 amino acids)
Biological process (GO): secondary metabolic process
Source: RefSeq, a predicted model, not a curated record
AUGGUCUCCAUCGAAGAAGUACGAAAGAAUAACUCCACUCUGAAAGAGUAUGGUCCAAACCUAGUAGCAGUCUUCGUCGGCGGCACCAGCGGCAUAGGCGAAACAACCGCCCGCGCCUUCGUCCGAUCAACCCUCUCUCCGCGAGUCUACCUCGUAGGCCGGAGUGAGAGUCGCGCGUCGCAGAUUAUUGAGGAACUUCGUGCCUCGAACCCGGAUGGUCAGAUCAAUUUUGUCAAGAGUGAUGUUUCGCGACUGCAUGAUGUCGAUGAGGCUUGUAAGGCUAUUCAAGCUAAGGAGGAGAAGGUUAAUUUGUUGUUCUUGAGUGCUGGCAUUUUGACUACGAAGGGGCGUGAUGAAACUGAUGAAGGCUUGGAUAAGAAGCUCAGCUUGCAUUAUUAUUCGCGCAUGCGCUUCUUGAAUAACCUCCUUCCUCAACUUACUAAAGCUGCUACUAGUAUUGAAGGCCCGGCUGGAAUUCGGGGUAAUCUAUCGAGUGUCGUCUCCGUUCUUGAUGCACGCGGUAAUGCACCUCUCAUUCUGAAGGACCUGUCUUUGAAGGAUAACUACACGCUGCGCAACGCUGCCAAUCACGCUAUUACCAUGACUUCGCUGUCUAUGGAAGAGCUUGCUGCGGCUCAUCCCUCUACCUCAUUCAUUCAUGCCUUCCCCGGUCUUGUGAAGACGGGUCUUGCGCGGGAUUAUAAUUUCGUCAUGAAGGCUGCAGUGAAUGCGAUGCUUACCCUUGCUUCGAGAUGGACUGUUCCUUUGGAGGAGAGUGGCGAGCGACAUCUCUAUACGGCUACUAGCCCUAUCUUUUCACCUAAGGAGACUGCUAGAGGUGUUGCUGCGCUGGGCUCGGACGGGGUGCAGGGCUCUGGUGCUUACUUGAUUGGAUCGGAUUCGGCGACGGUUCCCGACCAGAAGGUCCUGCAUGGAUACCGUGAGGAUGGAACGAGGGGAAAAGUUUGGCAGCAUACUCUUGAUACCUUCAAGGGUAUCGUUGGUAACUAG